This is a messenger RNA of Vicia villosa (hairy vetch), 693 nucleotides long. Its product is annotated as AT-hook motif nuclear-localized protein 27-like. The record is from RefSeq and is a predicted model, not a curated record. Gene Ontology annotation, cellular component: nucleus. Lineage: Eukaryota; Viridiplantae; Streptophyta; Magnoliopsida; Fabales; Fabaceae. The transcript has a single exon. Gene Ontology annotation, molecular function: minor groove of adenine-thymine-rich DNA binding; DNA-binding transcription factor activity. Bases 1 to 693 code for a protein of 230 amino acids. Gene Ontology annotation, biological process: vegetative to reproductive phase transition of meristem.
AUGAGUAAGAAAGAAGAACUUACCUGUGACAUUGAGAGAAGCCAAGAGCUUCCCCAAUUCAUGGCACAACAAUCACAACAUCAAACACCAAACACCAAUACCACCAUAGAUCAAAGCAAUACAAAGUCAUCUGUUGUCGGUAACCGCCUCACGGGGCAGCCACUUGUCUCCAUGAACAAGUCCAAUAUGCCUAUCACGGCAACAUGUGUCAUUCCUAAUGACAUUUGUUCUCAUGUGUUUGAGAUCGCUGCUAAAGCAGACGUCUCAAAAAGCCUCUUUGAUUAUGUUCGUCGUCGAGGGAGAGGCAUAAGCAUCCUUAGUGGGAAUGGAGAGGUGGCACAAGCCACGCUUCAGCAAUCCACGGGAAAAAUUGUAACCCUUCAUGGAUGGUUCCAGAUUAAUUCGAUAUCUGGAACAAUUCCCCAGUCGCCCACACGGGCAGAGGUGGGAGGUUUGUUUGUUAAAUUGUCCGAUACUAAUGGACAAGUGGUUGGAGGAAAUGUAAUUCCUCCUUUGGUGGCAUUGAGCCCGAUAUUUUUGGUCGCUUAUUCUUUUGCAGACAUUGUAUUUAAAAAAGAGACCUUUGUGGCUUAUGACAAGGAUAAUCAAGAUGUGGUGUGCCUCGAUGAAGCUGAGCACGAGGCAAAAAUUGGUGGUAACUUUUUAAAUUUUGAGGAUCAACAAUUGGAAUGA